This is a messenger RNA of Polypterus senegalus (gray bichir), 1876 nucleotides long. RefSeq names its product proline rich transmembrane protein 1B. Lineage: Eukaryota; Metazoa; Chordata; Cladistia; Polypteriformes; Polypteridae. Gene Ontology annotation, cellular component: membrane. The transcript has 4 exons. Bases 266 to 946 code for a protein of 226 amino acids. The record is from RefSeq and is a predicted model, not a curated record.
GGGCGACGGCUCGGCCAGUCUGAGGGAGGCACCCGCAGGAGUCGCAGCAGCAGCCGGCUUUUACCAGCGCAGGCCUUUUUCUGUUUUUCUUGAGCGAGUCUUCCUGAAGGCGACAGUUUGGACGGGCAGCGCGGCACCUGGGAUGUCAGCACCUGGCGUCUUCAUCUCCUGCAGGUCUCCCCUUCAGCCAGCGCCUCGUAAAGUGACAGAGAACCCCCUUGAUUGAUGUCACACGUGUCGCCAGCUACCCACCAGUUUGUGAAGGAUGACCGGAGUGAGCGACGACAGUUGUGCCGCAGGAGAUGCCAGCCACAGCGGGCGAGCUGUGAGAGUAGAGGGCAGGCCGGAGAGCCAAAGACGGAGCAUUCAGCUGGCAUUUGCAGAAGAGAUCAGUCUGCCUUCUGUUGUGGUUCCUGGUCCAGCACAACAGACCAGUACGGAGUACCACCAGGACAUCCCCCCGGACAACUGUGGUGUCACCAACCCAGGGUUCACUGCAGAGCCCCCUCCUUACUCGCCACCGGACCCAAAGAUGUGCAGUCUGCUGUACCCGCCAUUUCCACCGCCUUACCCUGGCCACGUCCCUCUUGUAUGCCAGCCAGGGUCCACAGACCAGCUGUUUUAUCAGCAGCAGCUGUCACCGUCAGCAGUCUACCCCUACACAAUCUACAUGAACAACUUCCCAGUCCGGUCUGAAGAAAGACGAAUACCCAAAGACUACAUGGUGGAGUCCGUCUUGGUCAUGAUCUUCUGCUGCAUGAUGAGUGGAGCCAUUGCUGUCGUCUACGCCCAUGAAGCUCGGACAGCCAUCAACAGAGGGGACCUGGUGCAAGCAGAACAGGCAUCUUUAAAGGCCCGCUCUCUCGUGAUAUUCAGUCUUCUCUUUGGGGUCUUCGUCUCGGCCGGCUGGAUUGUGUACGUGCUAAUUGCACUCUAUGCGCUGUAGAGGGGCUGGCGUGGACUGUGGCAUCCCUGGGGUUCUUUCUGGUGCCAGGAAAGGAAGGCAUCAGCAGCACUAAUACAGAGGGGCAGCAAAAGGCAAACCUUCAGAAAAGACAUUUGACUUGUCAGGACAACACACAUUCACAUUUUUGUCACUUUAUCGUGUGUCACUGUUCUAUUACAAUUAGUGCUCAAUGAUUUGUUACAAGUGUCUAAAAAUCGCAUUCACAUUUGGUACUCCGAAAUACGAGGGAAAGUGAAAAAAGAUUUUAGCUAUUGGCCAUUGAGGGUCUACCAGCAGCAAGGGGUGUAAGUAACAAACCCAAGGAGGUCCGACUACAAGACUCUUGACUGCAAGACACAGAAGUGAUCGUUGGUACAGUAGGGGGACAUUUCAGACCCGAUUCAACGGUUACAAAUGACCUACGGCCAGAAUGCCCACAAACAACAACUGCAGAAGUUUCAGUAAGUCAGCAGGAAAGGACACACCAAUGGCAAUGCUGCCACCUGGUGGCCGAGACACACAGUUACAGAUUCAAGCCCAGUACUGAUGGACUGUGCCUCCUGGUGGCUGGCACUGCGGUCUCUGUUCGGAUCGUCCACUGCCACAAUCUCUGUGUCUGGGUGGGUUUUACUCAAAAAUCCCCAAAGUCUUGCAUGAUUAAGUUAAUUGGGGAGUCCACACUGUGAUGGCUAAGUCAGGCAUCAAAAAAAAAAAACCCUCAUUUUGACCAAGCGAGUUUUCAGAUGGUUAUGAAGCAUUCCAUGUUCCUGCUAGUGUGUCAACUACAAUAAAUCCGAGCUAUCGGUAAUUCUAAGAGUGUAACUCACUUUGUGAUGGACAUCAGGGGGUUGUGUUCUUAGCCAUCUGCAACAGAAAAAAAAAAAAAAUCUGAUGGGCCUGUCACACAAGAGCAGCACCCGAUUGACCAAA